Molecule: messenger RNA, 3029 nt
Organism: Cheilinus undulatus (humphead wrasse)
Lineage: Eukaryota; Metazoa; Chordata; Actinopteri; Labriformes; Labridae
Product: secretory phospholipase A2 receptor-like
Exons: 5
Coding region: 2088-3029 (313 amino acids)
Source: RefSeq, a predicted model, not a curated record
AUGGCUGCAACACAUCUCAAAAAAGUUGGGACACGGCCAUGUGUACUAUUGUGUAGUAUCCCCUUUUCUUUUAACAACAGUCUGUGAAUAUCUGGGAGGUGAGGACACCAGGCCCCGUUUUGGCAGCACAGACUCUAAUAUAUGGUCCAGAUCUAUCCAAAUAUAUCCUCAAACUCUCCGGUAGUUUUCUAGGAAGGUUUCAAGUAUAUUUUUAUUCUUUUCUGUUUGUUUUUUUUCUGUUUACUGCUUUAUUAAAUUCCUAGCUAUUUAAUCAUUUGAGACUUAUUUGCUUAGCCAAUCCAUACGGCACACCACUGACUGAUUAUCGCCACUAAGCACAUGAAUACAUACCACAUGUUGAGUAAAUAGAAAUGGAAGGUAUUUACAUCUGGAUCUGAUACACGACGUAGGAGAUAGCAUUAUUUGUAACAGAAUACAACAUUUAUAUGAGCUGAAGUAUUGGAACAGAUUGGCUUAAAAUAGAUUAAAGUGAAUAAAACUUAAUAUUUAGUGCCUAAUCCUUUUCUUGCACGAACUGCAUCAAGCCUGCGACCCACUGACAUCACUAACCUUCUUCAUUCUUCUUUUGUGAUGCUUUUCCAGGCUUUCACCACAGCCUCUUUCAGUUGUUGUUUGUUUUGGGGGCUUCCUCCCUUCAGUCUCCUCUUUAGCAGGUAAAAUUCAUGCUCUGUAGGGUUUAGGUCUGGAGAUUCACUUGGCCAGUCUAAAACCUUCGACUUCUUACCCCGAUGAGCUCCUUUGUUGUUUUGGCAGUGUGUUCUGGGUCAUUAUCUUUCAUUAUCUUGGUUGCAUCUUUCUUUAAAUUGGCAGACUAAAUGUUUCUGUAGACGUCUGAGUUCAUUUCUGCAGCCAUCAUGUGUUACAUCAUCAGUGAAGAUUAAUGAGCUUGUCCCAGAAGAAGCCAUGCAAGCCCAAGCCAUGACAUUACCUCCACUGUUUCACAGAUGAACCUGUAUGUUUGGGACCAUGAGCAGAUCCUUUCUUUCUCCAAACUUUAGCCUUUCCAUCACUUUAGUAAAGGUUCAUCUCAGAAUUUUUGAGACUCAUCUUUGUACUUUUUUGGCAAAUUCCAGCCUGGCCUUCCAGUUCUUCUCUCUAAUGGUUUCAAUCUUCUGAUGUAGCCUCUGUACUUGAGUUCGUGAAAUCUUCUGAAAACAGUAGAUGGGGAUACCUUCAUUCCUGCCCUCUGGAGGUUGUUGCUGAUGUGUAAUAGGACACACCUGGACAUCAAACACACCUGUCAGUCACAUGUUCCAAAAUUUUUGCUCACGUGAAAAUGGAUGGGUUCAAACAAAGGGUGCUAUCUUCUAAGUUGUGUAUCAGAUCCUGAUCUAAAUAUCUGGAAAUGAAAGCUGAAAUGGUGGCCUCGCAUACGGGCCAGUCUUGUGAACAUGAUAUCUCUAAAAGGAUAUAUUUCCAUCAAACUUUGCACAAAUGAUUUCUAGGUCAGAGUUCUUUGAGCCUCAUGGUCAGCUGUUGUUGACCACAUCUGUACCACAGAAUCCACCCAGUCCCCCCCUUCACCCACAGCUGUACUUUCACUGUCUGAUCAGUUGAAACUGGUGUAUAACAGACAGGGGCUUAGUUUUAUUUCACAGAAGCCUCUCUGUUACACCAGAUAGCAUAAACUAACAAGCCUCCUAUGCAAAUAAACACAUCAUAGAGACUCCAUGCAUGCAAAAGUGGAAAAAUAAAGUUAAUGAACAACCAAAGUUGACAUUUAAUCAGCUUCAGUCACAGACAAGAGGAUUGAACAGACGAUGAUGGAUAAUUUCCUUGUGAGCAUCAUCGCUGCAUCAGGUAAGUGAAUAUUUAUGUUAAAAAACCUAAUUUCCUAAUUUCACUGUUAGUCCAAGUCCAGUACAGCUUACUGAAUCAGAUUUCUACCAGCAUGAUGGAAAAAGUCUUUAUCACAUUCUUAAGGUUUUAUGACUGUGAACUGAAGCUCAUUCAUAAAUACUGUAGGGGGUUUCUAUCCCACCACUGUGCUUCUCUCCUCUGCAGGACUGUGUGCCGUUCUCUGUCAUGCUGAGCGUCGGUAUCAUUUUGUUUAUGAGGAGAAGAACAUGGCCGAGGCUCGGAGCUACUGCAGAGAGAAAUACACAGACCUGGCCACCAUAGACCACAUGAACGACAUGAAGAUCCUGAAAGACAUGGCAGAUUUAAGCAAAAUGGUCUACUCAGAGUUCAGCUACCGAGCCUGGAUCGGUCUGUACGAUGUGAACAGCUGGAGGUGGUCUCUGACUGACAGAAGCUUCUACAAACCUGGAGAGAGCGAGUUCAGAAACUGGAACCAUGAAGAGCCUGAUAACAAAGGUGGUGUAGAGCACUGUGUGAAUGUGUGGAAAGACGGACACUGGGUCGACGUACCGUGUGGAUUAAAGUACAAGCCAGUCUGCAUGAUCAUCACAGGGUCUAAUGUGACAUUUGUCCUGGGUCACACCACCAUGACUUGGUCCGAGGCCCAGAGCUACUGCAGAGAAAACUACACAGACCUGGCCAGUGUGAGGAACAUGGAAGACAACCAGGAGAUAACGAAACUGCUUCCUCCUGGAGAGGUUGCCUGGAUCGACCUCAACAGGGAGUCCUGGAAGUGGACUGAUGGGAGCAACUCCACAUUUCGAUACUGGAAACGGUCAACAGAUGAACCCAAUAACAACUCCAAAAAUGAGACAUGCGUGUCGGCUGACUUUAAAAGCAGCGGUGAAUGGGAGGACUGGCCAUGCCGCUACAAGAGAGCGUUCAUCUGUUACAGCAUCCCAGCGGUCAAACGAGUGAUCAAAGUGAGGUUGGUGAAACACGGCUCCACUCUGGAUCCGAACGACCCUGCAGUGUUGGAGGACGUCCUAAACCAGCUCAGACAGAAUCUGAAGGACAGCGUGGUGAAAGGAGACGUCAGACUGAGCUGGAAGAAGCAGCCGGAGGGAAAGGUGUUUCACAAAGAGGAGACGAAGAAGAAGAGGAGGCCGAGGAAGAGGAGAUGGAUCACAAAAAGAGAUGAGCUCUAA